This is a messenger RNA of Arabis nemorensis, 183 nucleotides long. The record is from the annotation of a GenBank genome assembly. NCBI's taxonomy places the organism in Eukaryota, Viridiplantae, Streptophyta, Magnoliopsida, Brassicales, Brassicaceae.
AUGGAAUGGACGGUUACAAAGGAUUCAUUCGUGAUGAAUGCACGUGGAGUCAUCAAUUACCAUAUCUUCCCCAACGGGAUCCAGUUCAGCUUACCUGAAUCCACUUGGUUUGUCAAGUUUCCUCCGACGAUUUUCGAUGUGGCGAAAACGACGGUUAAAGCAGUCGAUGGAUAUUCUGGUUGA